AUGUAUAUAAAUAUAGAAGAUUCUAAUACCGGAAGUAGUCGUCAGACUUCACAAAUGAAAGUACCAGCAGAUAGCCAAGGUGUAAAUCAACAUGCUGAUGAUCAGAAUCAAUCUGUAUGUACCACUGGUGUAAAUCAACAUGCUGAUGAUCAGAAUCAAUCUGUAUGUACCGCUGGUGUAAAUCAACAUGCUGAUGAUCAGAAUCAAUCUGUAUGUACCACUGGUGUAAAUCAACAAGCUGAUGAAUAUCAGAAUCAAUCUGUAUGUACCGCUGGUGUAAAUCAACACGCUGAUGAAGAUCAGAAUCAAUCUGAAUGUACCGCUGGUGUAAAUCAACAUGCUGAUGAAGAUUAG
Lottia gigantea (owl limpet) is the source of this 354-nucleotide messenger RNA. RefSeq lists its product as hypothetical. Lineage: Eukaryota; Metazoa; Mollusca; Gastropoda; Lottiidae. The transcript has 3 exons. The coding region runs from base 1 to 354 and encodes 117 amino acids. The record is from RefSeq and is a predicted model, not a curated record.